AUGGCGCUGCUCCUGCUGAGCCUGGGGCUGAGCCUGGUCUGCGCCCAGGAUUUCAACACCCAGCGCAUCGUGCAGACGAACUAUGACAUUUCCAAGGUCUCUGGGACCUGGUACUCCAUCUCCAUGGCCGCAGACAACAGGAAGCGGAUAGAGGAAGGCGGAGACCUGAGGAUCUUCAUAAAGAGCAUUCAGGUCGUAGAGGAUGGUGGGCUCAAGCUCAGUUUCCACUUUAUGUUGCAUGCAGAGUGCACGGACGUGGCCGUGGUCUGCAGCGAAACAGGCAAGAGCGGGGAAUACACCAUCAACUACCUGGGAGAGAACAGCCUGCGGAUCCUGGAGGCUGACUACCAGCGUUACGUCAUCUUGCACAUGCGGAACUUCAGGAAUGGGACGGCCACGCAAGUGCUGGCGCUCUACGGACGGUUCCCAGAGCUGAAAUACAGCUUCCUGGACAGAUUCAACAAAGCCUGCAAAUCACAUGGACUUGGCCCAGAAAAGAUCAUCCCCUUCAGCAACCAGAAUCCCUGUUACACGAGGUAG
Messenger RNA from Rangifer tarandus platyrhynchus (Svalbard reindeer), 540 nucleotides. NCBI's taxonomy places the organism in Eukaryota, Metazoa, Chordata, Mammalia, Artiodactyla, Cervidae. The record is from the annotation of a GenBank genome assembly.